Wallemia ichthyophaga EXF-994 is the source of this 4056-nucleotide messenger RNA. RefSeq lists its product as uncharacterized. NCBI's taxonomy places the organism in Eukaryota, Fungi, Basidiomycota, Wallemiomycetes, Wallemiales, Wallemiaceae. Gene Ontology annotation, biological process: positive regulation of mitotic metaphase/anaphase transition; protein K11-linked ubiquitination; anaphase-promoting complex-dependent catabolic process. Bases 1 to 4056 code for a protein of 1351 amino acids. The transcript has 15 exons. The record is from RefSeq and is a predicted model, not a curated record. Gene Ontology annotation, cellular component: anaphase-promoting complex.
AUGUCUGAUGAUGAUAUCGAAGAUUUCGAUCUCGAUCCAGAAACGCUGAAUAAGAUAGCAGCUACUGAGGCCCACUUCCUAGCCUCACAGAAGCCAAAGCCCUUUGAUUCUCCCAUCGAUGUGCCUUCUCCCGACGAUCCACCACCACGCAAGCUAACACGGAGAACUGGUCCUUCGAUAUCCAACACUCUCGCACGCUCAGCGCAACGCCUUGAUAUACCCAAGCCCUCAAAACCCGCCUCCGCCUUUAGGAAUCCACUUGCUACCGAUAACCAACAUAAUGGUGAGGAUGGAAGCUUAGAUUUAGAUAAUAAAUCGUUUGGGGCAUCUGCUCAGGCUAGGUCUACACCGGCGUUUAAUGUUGAGCCCGUGCGCGCUACGUCUGCUGUUUCUGCUGCUGCUCCUUCUUCGCGAGGUAGCAGUGGCAGUGGUCUUGCAGUCGAGAUUGCGAGGUUGCGUAGACAGCAUGAUGAGGAAAUGGAGAAACGAAUGCAGACUUCGAACCAGUUGAAUGCACAAUACGAGAUUAAUUUUCGCGCUCAGGGUGAAAUUGAGACAGUCAGAAGACAGGCAUUGAAAGAUCAAGAAGAGCUCAAGACACAAAGGGAGAAGCUUCGUAUGGAGAAUAUGCGUUUAAUCGCACUCAAUAGCGAGCUGAACAAGAAGUCUGAGGCGAAUAACGAGAAGAUGGAAGUCAACAUGAUGUUCAAACAACACGAAGCUGAGACUUCGGAGUUGUCACGAUCGAGAAUUAGCACAGCCAGCCCGGAAAAAACACAGCGGCGUCAACCAAGACCGCCUCUUGAAGGCUUCAGCGACUUUCACGACUCGUUCGCCGCUGCUUCGCCGUCCUCUCACACGCGCAGUAAGACAACUGCGCCUCAUGCAAUACACAAGCCAGCAACAGCACGUGCAAAUGCAAAAGCAAAUGGAAACAUAGGCAAGACUCGCAUAAAUAGAGAUGGCGACGAUAUGGACUGGGAAAGCGAGCAGCCUUUCUUGCAGAAAAGCAAAGAAAUCUCAGCUGAGAAAGCUGGCGUCUCUAACGUCUGGACUGAAAUUACGCAGCUUAUCUUCAGUCAUAUAUGCUGCUAUCCUUCAAUAUCAACCAAGGCAUAUAGACAGCUGACACUUCAACUAAUCUUAAAUGCACCGUUUGAUGAAAAUGCUGUAGCUAGAGAUGUGGAAAGGUAUAACAAGGCAUCUAUAAAGCUGCUCGAGACAUUUGGGGAGACGGUGAUGGAGUUCGAUCAGGGCGAUGCCAUUAAUAAGGUCGUUAAGAGUCUAAACGUCUUCGUGCAGGUUUUCCUCAACUGUCAAAUGCUCUCCCAUCUAGCUGAGACAUUAGCAUUGCUGGCAUCUCUUGUCUAUGCACAUGAAAAUAUACUGGGGUGUCUGUUGGAUCCCAGUAGUGGUAGAGAGGGAGUAUCGCUUGUGUCAUCUAUAAUCGACCUCAUACUUGCCCACUUGAAGCCGGGUAAGAGUAUCAAGGGCGUUGAAGAGUCCAACGAGCCUGAAUUGAUAGUAGAAGAAGUGAUCAAAGAUAAUCUCACAGACUGUGUACUAAAUUUGCUCGAAAUUAUAGUGCUCCAAUCUCAAGAUAUUUAUCCGAACAAAUUGACUCCGCUUUUGAUAAACUCGGAGGCUUUACAAAUACCACUGCUACCAAGUCAGAAAUGGUGGUGUGUACAUAGAUGGACAAGGUUUCUGUUAUUCGCGUCUGCGCAUAGGCUUUUGACAGUGGGAAUAUUAAACCAGCCACGAAGCAAUCAAGUGCCUAGCGCAGAGAACGGGUACAAUGCAACAUUAUUGAGUAUGCUCUCUGGAUACCUUACGACACGACAUGGAGGAAUGACAGCAUUAGACACGCACCAUCACCAGCUUUUAAUCUUAUCAUUACUACAUACGGUAUCUGUAGAUGAUGAUACGGUACUGACGACGCUAGCUGACAGCAAAGUAUUGAUACCUUCUUUGAUCAACCUGUUGGCAAAAGACAGUGGUAUGCUGUGGAACGAAGACAGCGUAAUGCUUUAUCCUUCAGAGAUGGAGUACUCGACAGAGAUGGUGGUUGAUCGAAUAAUACCGACGCUGCAUCUGCUACACAAGUUAAUAAUAACAACCAACGAGGCGAAAUUGGCUCAAAAGCUGCAAAAUAAUAGAGCAUCAUUUCAACACAUGUGUAUAGUGAGUCUAGGGCGGAUAGCAUUUGCACAGUGUCCGGACUUUCUAAGUGAGACGUAUAAGGAAGAUAUGGAGUAUCUGUCGGAAACCGAUAAGGUUGAGCACAACUGGAAGAAUCUUCUGAGCGAUUCAUUGGAUUUGGAUAACAGUCGUACACUCUACAGCCAACUUCGAGAGUUUCCAAGUAGAAUCACAACCGUAAACGAUCUCGAUGACUUUUAUAAGGAUAUUUUCAAUCUGAUACAGCCAAUGGCAGAUGGAAUCUAUCAAGAUCACCAAAUCGACCCAUUCAGCUUAUUUGGCCUUUUUAUCCGCAAAGCCUAUUCCACCAAAUCGAACCUCACCUUUGAAGGCUCCAUAGACCUCCUCAAUGCAUUUCAAGCAUUUAUUUCUACCGAUACUUCUGUCUCCCAAGUCGGCCAAUAUGAGCAUCAAUUACUCUCCUGGUCAAGUUCAGAAGUCGAUGAGAUCAUUCCAAGACGUGUCGAAGCUUUCAAUGAAUUCCAGACUGCUUUCAACAAAUCUGAUAUUCACAGCGGUUCUGAUAGCCUGCGCAAAUUCUUCGACUACAGACCUUCGUCAAUCAAUUCGGAUACCAUAACCGGCUCAGGUUCGCACCAGCACGCUUUGCUAUCGCUGGCGUCUUUCUUCAUUUCUCAGGGUGUGAUAGAGGAGGCUCGGCGUGUGCUCAAUGAGUCGCUCACCAUGUCUCGGAUAUCGAAGGAUAUAGAGACACUGAAUGGGUGCAACAGACUGCUUCGCCAGCUAGACAGAAAGCUUGCCUGUCCCGAUCCCCAUGCGAAAUCGCUCGCCUCGGACGACAUAACGGUGAUGGACGAGUUGUUUGAUAUUAGGGUAGCGAUUGGUAAUGGCGAUAAGCUGAGCGAGUUGAUGACCCGCUCUACCAGAGCGCUGGUGAGGCUGGAUGAGGCAUCUGCACUUGAUAAGGUGGAUGCAUCACUACAGACAUGGGCAGCUGUGAAUGCAGCGAUAUGGGAGCUAGCUGGCAUCAAAUCUAUCCGCGACAUAUACCAAAAAUUGGCAACACAUGGCGAUACGUGGCACACAUCUGCACAGCUAACAACUCGCAUAAAUAUAUCCAACCAGUAUGCGCAGAACGGGGACUACACAAGAGCACUACAGUGCCUGUUCGAUGAGAAGCUGCUGAGCGAGAUCAAUCUCGUCGAGUAUGCAACCUGGACAGAGGGAGUAUGGGCAGUGCUGCGACGCCGUUCACAGAGAAUGAACCAACACAGGAAAGGCCCUGCGUCGGCUGCGUCUAGUGAGGUUGGUAUGAUAGGCAGGAUUGAUGGGCUAAUUUCGCAAUGUAUUGCAAGUGAUGGCAAUAGGGAUCUCGCACUCGAGCAUCUCCUGUUGGCAUUCAAGAUGGCUGACACUCGCCAGUAUUUCCCUCUCAAACUCAGAGCAUUUGUUGAGCUGGUCGGGAUGGAGACGCGCUAUCAGUAUGGUAUAGAUGUGGGCGACAGCGACGGAAUGUUCGAAAGAGCUAUCCACUCCCCCGACCGCGCGGUACAGGCGCGAGCGUGUGCAAUAUAUGCCGAGAAGGCCAUCGCAGAUGACGACAUGCGAAUGGCUGGCGCACUCCUCAUCAAGGCUGAGCAUAUCUAUGAGAAACUGCAAGAUGCUACCAGGCGCUGCGACUGUCUGUAUGCUUUGGCGGGUGUAUGGGAUAGGUGUGGGGACUCCGCCAAGCGUGAUAUGGUUGUAGAGACACUGGUGGCGGUGGAAGAGGAGUGCGAGAGCAAGUCGCCGGGAGCGGUAAAUUCAGUGCGCGAUAAAGUUCACGAUAAAGUUCACGAUGUCGUCUCCUCACUCAUCCAACAAUGGGGGAUAGUUAUAGCGUUGCGCGCGUGA